Messenger RNA from Pogona vitticeps (central bearded dragon), 2040 nucleotides. NCBI's taxonomy places the organism in Eukaryota, Metazoa, Chordata, Lepidosauria, Squamata, Agamidae. The record is from RefSeq and is a predicted model, not a curated record.
UCAAAAGGAAACCGUUUGCCCUCCAGGAAGGCAGAAAUAAUGGGAAUUCCUUCCAGGUUCAAAUAAGCCCAAAGUGUGCUCAGCUUCAUUUAGAAUAUGUUCAAAGGAGCACUCCACAAAGCAGGGAGGAACGAGUGGGAGUGAAGCCCAACACUGCAGAAGAAGACAGGCAUGUCAUGAAACUGACUAAGGCACUCAACAAAACCAAACUGCUGGAAGCCAGUUUGGAUACAGAAGAAGAAUUCUUAGGAAAGCCAAUUGUAGAAGGCAUUGAGAUGGUGUACAUGCCCCACAUAAAAAAACAGUGGGAAGACCAAAAGAACCACAGCACCAAAAAGAUCCCCACAAGACACCAGGUAAUGGUGACAACUGCUGGCAAUAUGAAAAAAAAUUCAGGAAAAAAGCCUGGAAUGUCCCUGGUUAAAGGAACAGAAUCUGCAGUAACAGUCACUGCAGAUGACCAAAACUCAAAUGAUGUUCAAAGCCCACGGAAAAUCCAUGUUCCCAGUAGUACAACUAAGUCACAGUCUUUUGCUGUCCUAGUCACCAAAAAGCCAACAAGAGUGAGUUCAGCAAAGGCAGCCAACAAGCCAACUCAACCAGAAAAAAUGGGUUUUCCAAAGGGUCAAAGAACAUUCAGCACAAGCCUUUCUGCCUUCUCCCAAGAUGCAACAUGCAAGCCCAGGACUCAUGUCGUUUUCCUUAAAGUGCAUAAGAGUGCCAGCAGCACUGUGAUGAACAUCUUGUUCCGUUUCGGUGAGACUCACAACCUCACCUUUGCUUUGCCAAUCAAUGGCGCCAGUCAGCUGCGUUACCCCCAUUAUUUCACAGUGGCAGCUGUAGAAGGAUUUGUUCCAGGCAAAGAUUCCCAGUUUAACAUCAUGUGUCAUCACAUGAGAUUCUUUCAACCAGAGGUUGGCAAAGUCAUGCCAAACACUACAUUUUACUUUGCCAUUCUGCGCAAUCCAGUUCAUCUCAUGGAAUCUUCUUUCACUUACUACAAAGGGACAUCCUCAUUUGUCAAAGCCAACAAUCUAGAGGAAUUUAUUGACCAGACAUCUCAGUUUUAUAAUGCCUCAGCCAAGGAUAGCCAUUACGCCAAAAAUCUAAUGACAUUUGAUUUUGGAUUUAACCACAAUGGAAACUUCUCAGUGAAGCAUGUCCAACUCAUGCUGAGACACAUUGAGGCAGAAUUUGACCUUCUCCUCAUUUCGGAGUACUUUGAUGAGUCCAUGGUGCUGCUGAAGGAGCUCCUGUGCUGGGACUUGGAUGACGUGGUCUCCUUUCCUCUCAACAGCAGACACAACAGCACCAAAAUCCAUCUUUCAGAUGACACCACAGAGAAGAUCAAGAGUUGGAACAAGCUGGACUGGGAACUCUAUGUGCAUUUCAACAGAACUUUCUGGGAGAAGAUUGACUGGCACAUUGGCCGGGAGCAUAUGCAGCAGGAAGUGAGGGCACUGCAGCAGAAACGUGAACAGCUGGCCAAAGUUUGCCUUCAGGAAGGUGGUAGCAUAGCCCCAAAGAACAUUAGGGACCAGUCAUUGGCACCACUGCAGUAUGGCAAUGCAAAAAUCCUGGGCUACAACUUGAAAAAUGGCCUUGAUAAGGCAACAAAGCAAAUGUGUCGGCGCUUGGUGACACCUGAACUUCAGUAUAGCAAAAUCCUAUACAGGAAACAGUUUCCCAAGAAAGCUUUGAGGCUCAGCAAACCAGCUCGUUUGCCAAAGCUAUACAAUCGCAGGACAGUUUGAAAACAAAUCAACAAGAGACAUUUUAGUUAAGUUUUUAAUCUGCAUUGUUACACCAUCAGGACAAGCCUGUUGACCUGGACAAAGAAUGGGGAGGGGGGGGAAGACUGGUUAUAGAACAUCUCCCAUCAUGGUAGUAAAAAUGCACAACCAACAAAUGAAAUAACUAUUUACUGCUGUUCCUUGGCAUCCAAUAUCUGAUUUUGGAGAGUGCUGCCCCACUCAGCAUAAUCAUAAUGCCCACCUUGACACUUGCAUUCAAAUGCUCAUGCAGAUACAUGCAAACACA